Molecule: messenger RNA, 506 nt
Organism: Prunus avium (sweet cherry)
Lineage: Eukaryota; Viridiplantae; Streptophyta; Magnoliopsida; Rosales; Rosaceae
Source: RefSeq, a predicted model, not a curated record
AUGAGUAGAAUUGGAGAGGGUUCAAAAAGAGCUAAAUUGCCAAACUUUUCCACUGAGGAAGAUGUUGCUCUAUGCCAUGCAUACCUAGCAAUUAGUGAAGAUCCAAUUAUUGGAAACUCCCAACAAGCUAAUGCAUUUUGGGCUAGGAUUCAGAAACAAUUCUUUGAAUUGUGCCUCUCCAAUCGAACUUCUAACAGCCUCAAAUGCCGAUGGAAUUUCAUUCGGCCACGAUGUCAGAAGUAUUGGGAGUGUCUCGUUGAAGCGGAUAGGGAAAAUAAAAGUGGAUCCAGUGAGCUGAACAAGGUGGACCUAGCAAAAACUUUGUACCAUGAGAACGGCCCUCCAUUUCGUUUGGAACAUUGUUUUGCAGUUCUGAAGAAUGCAAUCAAGUGGUCAACCGUAGAUGUUGAUGAAGUAAAGUCCAAGCUCCCAAGCAUGCCCGGAAAACCGCGCUUUUGCCCCUUUCUCAAGAGCCUUGCAAGGUCAGCUGGUGUCGGUGAUCGAAG